AGAGAGAGAGAGAGAGAGAGAGUGGUAGAGAGAGCUCGGCUCACAGCGCAGGGGGAGGUGGAUCCCGAUGUAGUGUAGCAGCGCAAGCUAACGUUAACUGGCCAUGUUGCUGCUGGUGGUGUGUGUCUGCUAGCGGGCCGCCCUGGACUCCCUAUCCGCCCUGAGGUGCAUCAUGCCCGGCUGGAAGAAAAACAUCCCGGCCUGUCUCCAACCGGACCAGGAGGGAGAUGACGGGCCGUACUCCAAACACUCCGGAGGGUCCAGACCUCCAGACGGAGCGCUGGCCAUCAGGAGGCAGAGCAUCCCAGACGAGUUCCGGGGCUGCUCGGUGGUGGAGCUGAUGAAGAAGGAGGGCACCACCCUCGGGCUGACUGUCUCAGGCGGCAUCGACAAAGACGGCAAGCCGCGGGUUUCAAACCUGCGACAGGGAGGCAUCGCCGCCAGGAGCGACCAGCUGAACGUGGGCGACUACAUCCGAGCCGUGAACGGCAUCAACCUCUCCAAGUUCAGACACGACGAGAUCAUCAGCCUGCUGAAGAACGUCGGGGAGCGGGUGGUGCUGGAGGUGGAGUACGAGCUGCCGCCGCUCUCGGUGCAGGGGUCAGGGGUCGUGUUCAAGAACGUAGAGGUCACGCUCCACAAGGACGGGAACAGCUUCGGCUUCGUCAUCAGAGGUGGGGCCCAUGAAGACAGGAACAAGUCACGCCCCAUCGUCAUAACAACCAUCAGGUCUGGCGGUCCGGCUGACAGAGAGGGCACGGUGAAGCCGGGGGACCGGCUGCUCAGCAUCGAUGGGAUCCGUCUCCAUGGCAGCACGCUGACGGAGGGCAUGAGCAUCCUGAAGCAGAGUGGACAGGAAGCCACGCUGCUGCUGGAGUACGACGUCUCCGUCAUGGAUUCGGUUGCCACGGCGUCGGGGCCGCUGCUGGUGGAGGUUGCCAAGGUGACGGGCUCCAGUCUGGGCGUCGCCCUGUCCACCUCCAUGUUCUGCAGCAAGCAGGUGAUCGUCAUCGACAAGGUGAAGCCAGCCAGCAUCGCAGACAGGUGCGGUGCUCUCCAUGCAGGAGAUCACAUCCUGUCUGUGGACGGGAAGUCGAUGGAGUUCAGUUCUCUGGCUGAAGCGACUCAGCUGCUUUCUGCCUCGUGUCAGACGGUCCGCAUGGAGAUCCUCCCUCAGCACCAAGCCCGACCGGCCCUGAACGCACCGCAGCACGUCAAGGUGCAGCGUAAUUCCCGCACUCUUCCAUGGGAGACCGGAGGCUCCGCCCCCAUCCUCCCCCCCUACCACUACAACACGUACCACCCCGACCAAUCCGCUUCCAGAUCGCACAACCGCCAUACAAACAACCCUCCUCUCGACCACUCGUUCUCUCCCGGCUCCAUGUCGGCCUACAGUCUCUCGUCCCUCAACAUGACCACGCUGCCCCGGAACAUGUAUCCCACGAGUCCCCGGGGCACGUUGAUGAGGAGGAAGGCCAAGAAGAAGGACUUCAAGAGCUCCUUGUCCCUGGCCUCCAGCACCGUGGGUCUCGCCGGUCAGGUCGUGCACACGGAAACCACGGAGGUGGCGUUGCUAGGCGACGGCAUCAUGGGGUUCGGCCUGCAGCUUCAGGGCGGAGUCUUCGCCACGGAAACGCUCUCCUCGCCGCCGCUCAUCGCCUACAUCGACCCCGACAGCCCGGCGGAGAGAUGUGGUAUCCUCCAGAUUGGGGACAGGAUCUUGUCCAUCAAUGGAGUUCCUACUGAAGAUUCGACUCUUGAAGAAACCAAUCAGCUGCUCCGAGACUCGUCCAUCACGGCUCAGCUCACGCUGGAGAUCGAGUUCGACGUGGCCGAGUCUGUCAUUCCUAGUUCUGGAACGUUUCACGUGAAGCUGCCGAAGAAACCCGGAGUGGAGCUGGGGAUCACCAUCAGCUCUCCGUCCAACCGGAAGCCAGUUGACCCUCUGAUCAUCUCUGACAUCAAGAAAGGCAGCGUAGCACACAGGACGGGGACCCUGGAGCUGGGGGACAAGCUGCUGGCCAUCGAUAACAUCCGGGUGGAGAGCUGCUCGAUGGAGGAAGCCGUUCAGAUCCUUCAGCAAUGUGAAGAACUCGUGAAGCUGAAGAUCCGAAAAGACGAAGACAACUCUGAUGAACAGGAAGUCUCCGGCAACAUCAUCUACACGGUGGAGCUGCAGCGGUACGGAGGCCCGCUGGGCAUCACCAUCUCCGGCACCGAGGAGCCCUUUGACCCCAUCAUCAUCUCCUCGCUGAGCAAGGGGGGGCUGGCCGAGAGGACCGGGGCGAUCCAUGUGGGGGACCGUAUCCUGGCCAUCAACAGCAGCAGCCUGAAGGGGAAACCUCUGAGUGAAGCCAUCAGCCUGCUGCAGCAGGCGGGAGAGACGGUGACCCUGAAGAUCAAGAAGCAGGGAGAUGCGUCGAGCCCGAAGUCUUGUCUGAUUGGUGCGGGCCUCGGCACGGGGGCGGGGCUUGUCCACGAGCACCAGGACGGGGUGGACGACCCCCUCGUCACGGUGGCGCCGCUGUCAAGCCAGCGGGCGUUCGGCGCCCUGCCGUCGGUGGACAGCGCCGUGGAGUCCUGGGACGGGUCCAACGUGGACGGCAGCUUCGGCUCGCCGGCUCCCUACAGUUUCCACGAGUGGCGCAACGCCAAGACGACCAACAGCCAAUCGUCUUCCUCCGCCCGCCAACGAGCCAAUCCGCUGUUAGAUCUGGGCCUGAGCGACGACGACUGGGACCACGCCCCCCUGGGAGGAGGCUGUAAUCUGCCCAGCGGCCUAAUCACUGACAGCAGGUUCACGGUGGGACACGAUGGCACAGAACCGGACCAGGAGGAGAACUUCUGGUCUCAGGCUCUGGAGGAUCUGGAGACUUGUGGCCAGAGCGGCAUCCUGAGAGAGCUGGAGGAGGCUGGAAAUGAAACGCACCUCCUCACUCUGGCAACCAUCAUGUCCGGCUCCAGCCUCAGCCUGAACCAUGACUCCGCCCCCCUGCGCAGCACCCUGGGGCGCCAGGCCAGCUUCCAGGAACGCAGCAGCUCCAAACCGCAGAUGAGCAACCGCUCCAGCACCUUGCCCUCUGACCCCCAGCGCCGGGCCUUCGCCAUGAGGAAGAUGAGGCAGGAAGUGAAUGAGAUCCUGAACCAGAACCCUGUGGAGCUCCACAAGCUGACCCUGGAGAAGGUCUCUGAUCUGGAGGACUUUGGCUUCAGUGUCUCUGACGGCAUGUUGGACCGCGGCGUCUACGUCAACAACAUCCGGCCCGGAGGCCCGGCGGAGCAGGGGGGGCUCCGAACCUACGACCGGCUGCUACAGAUCAACCACGUGAGGACCCGGGACUUCGACUGCUGCCUCGUGGUCCCGCUGAUCGCCGAGUCCCCGAACCACCUGGAGCUCGUCAUCAGCCGAAACCCCGCCUCCUCCUCGCUGCUGGCCAAUCACACGGACGGCGUCGCCAACAGCGGCCACUCCCCUCAGCCCAUCGGCAGCGACCUGGGAACUUCGGAGUACUCGAUUGGCCAGGAGGAAGACGGCGGUCCGAUCAAGUGGAGCCAACCGGGAGACGGGCUGGGGGCGUGGCUAGGGGCGGGGCUGGGGGAGGGGCUUGGGAGGAGUCAGGUGAAUAAUAAAUCCGUAUAGUGGCCGAAAAUUGGAUGAAACUGGAUUGAACCGGUUCCAACCAGAUUGGACUGAAGAACAGUGAAACUGGGUAAAUUAAAACUAGUUUGGACCGGUCCCAACUGGUUCAGACUGGACCCCCAUUACCCCCCACCACCACCAUGGUGCUACACUCACCCUGUGGAUGACCUUUGACCUUUGACCACUAAAGUUUGACAUUUGAGCUGCUGAAGCAGCCUGAAAGCACACUGGAGAACCGGAGAACCAGAACCAGUUCUACGUUCUGGUUCUGCUGGUGUCACUGGAACCAGAACUAUAACUACUGAUCCCACCGGAGCCAGAGCUACUGGUCUAACUGGUUCUACGAGCCCAGAGCCAAGGCUCCUGAUUCUAUUGAAGCCGGAACCACGGAUGGUGACUGGUCCUCCGAGCUGAGAACCCGGCUACGGGUCGCACUGAAGCCAGAGCGUACUGGGUCAGGACUUGUGGGUUCUGGUCUCAGUGGUAAGAGGAUCUUGACCAAUGAUUCCACUAAAGCCAGACCAUCAGCUAGUGGUCUCACUGGUCCAAGACCAAUGGGUUCUGGUCUCAUGGGUCCAGUUCCAACUGAAGCCACAGACAUCGCUCUUACUGGUCCAGCAUUUGGUUCUUCGUGUGUACGAGUCCAGAACCAGGACCACUGCCCUCUGAGUCCAGAACCAGGACCACUGUCCUCUGAGUCCAGAACCAGUGAGUCCAGAACCAGGACCACUGUCCUCUGAGUCCAGAACCAGGACCACUGCUCCAUCUCACUCCGUCUCACGAGAAUCAGAACCGUGGCUUCUGAUUGGACCACAGCAGCACAAAGACUGAUGGGACUCCAGAACCUAGAACCUGUUGAUGGACAGACAGGUUGCCAUGGAGACCAGCGACGCCCCGACCGGGAUUGCCUAGUGUCGUUGGGAGCGUCCAAAUCAAUACUGAUCAAUCCUGAUCAAUACUGAUCACCGAUUGGUUUCUGAUCUUAAACAUUGAUUCAUGUCAAAGAGUUUAAAUUAAAGCAGUUUGGGUCCACAGCUCAGGACCGGAUCCAUAAGACCCCCACGAGGUCAGGAUGGGUCUAAAAGCUGCGUUCUCUCUCCACCAGGGGGCGACUCCUCUGGUUGUAUAGAAGUCUCAAAUUAAAGGAUAGGCCCAAAUAAUAGAAUAUUUUUUAUUCUUAGUAAAUUUUAAGACAGAAAUCAAUCGGCUGAUAUUGAUCAGAAACAAGACGAAGGGUUUCCUGUUAGCAUUGUGUUCUGUGCCAUGAAAGAGCUGCAGACAGUGAUGAAGAUGAAGAUGAAGACACUGAGCAGUUCAAUAAGAGUCUUUUUCUACUGUUUACACCUGUUGGACUGGCCACACUGUACGUAUGUGUGUGUGUGUGUGUGUGUGUUAAACACAAGGCCAGUUAAGCCCCUUCCACCUCAAGUCCUCGUCUUGGCCCCGCCCCCCUCUACCCCUCUUCUUCCCUCGACCAAUCGGCAGCCAAGAUGACAGACAGACGGCAGUUCUGAGCGACUCGGCUGAUUGGCUGGAACCAAUCAGGAGAUAAAACCUGCCGUCUGUGAUUGGUUCUCCUCGACACGCGAGCCAACCAAUCAGCUACCGGGACGAAGCCAAGCAUGCCCCGCCCCCUGCCCCCCCCCCAGUACAAGUGAUCUAUUAUGCUAAUCGAUCGGUGUGUUUUUGAUUGACUUGUCGGUUUUCUCUGUUUGUUUGUUUCCACGGCGACGGAACCUAAAAAGAUGUAAAAUAGAUUUUAAAAAACGGUUCCGAUGCGUCGCCGCUCCACGAGACCCGAAACCGUCACGCAUAACCACGCAAACACCGGUACACGAGAAAAAAUACCUGAUCCAACAGGAAACCUGUGACCGGAAAUUCCUGUGUGUGUGUGUGUGUGGGUGGGUGGGUGUGUAGGUGUGUGGGUGUGUAGGUGUGUGUAGGUGUGUGGGUGUGUGUGUGUGUGUAGGUGUGUGAGUGUGUGUGUGUGUGUUUUGGAGUGAUGUCAACCUGCUCUCGCCACGGUAUUUAAACCGGCCAAUCAGAACCCUCGACUCUGAACGCUAGAAGAAACGCUCCCUCGGGCUAGCGUAGCCUAGCAUGUCGCUAGUAUCAGGUUCACAUCGCUAACGGUAGCCGUGGUUACCACCUAGCAAACAUAACUUCACCAUUUGGCAAAUGUAUGGUUAGCACACAGCUAACACCAGACUAGCCAACACACCUGGAUGUUAGCACACAGCUAACACAAGACUAGCCAACACACCUGGAUGUUAGCACACAGCUAAUCCGUAGCCAACACCUGACUCACAAAGCCGGUGGUUGGUUAGCACACACCUCGCACAAUGCUAACAUUUAGCUCACCUCUGGUAAACACAGCUAGUAGCCGGUUAGCCAACAUAAUCAGAGAGCUAACACAAGGCUAGCCAACAUACACAGAUGUUAGCAUAUGCUAACUAAUAGCCAACACCUGGCUAACAGAGCCAUUGUAUGGUUAGCACACACUUAGCACAAUGCUAGCCUGGCGAACAUCUGGCUACCAUAACCAUAGUUGGCUACCACAAGGCUACUCUUAGGGCUAACACGGCUAGCUGCUAUUCAGUUAGCUUGUGGUUAGCAUUCACCGUGCUAUGACUAACGUCACACGACAGUCCUGUUGGUGGUGGUAACUAUGGUAACGGUAAUUAGCUCUGUAAGAAUUGUUUGCUGAGCACACUCAAACUAUUCCACCAAUGAAAAGAGAGCCACAGAGUUGAGGGGCGUGGCUUCAAGAGGGCGUGGCUUCAAGAGUCAAUGAGAGAUUUAAAGCCAUACACAAAUGUGCGAAUGGAUAAAGUGUGUGUGUGUGUGUGCGUGUGCGUGUGUGUGUGUGUGUGUGUGGAGGACUGAAGCUGCAUUAUAAUACAUAAAUAAAUUACACAAUAAAUAAAAGAUAUAAAUAAAAUGGAAAUUAAUAAAUACGAAAAUAAUUACAUGUAGAAAUAAAUUAGAGCAAAUAACAAAUGUACAAUUUGUUUUAAAAGAAUUAUACAUUUUAUUUAUUUUUCUAUUUUUGUGCAUUCAAACCAACCAUUUAUUGUAUAUAUUAUUUAUUUUAUUAUAUUAUUAUAAUGAUAACUUUAGCCCCUCUAAUGUGUGUGUGUGUGUGUGUAUAACAUUGCAGGGAUUUACACUCUAGUGAUUCACCUCAGCAAGACAUCCACCCACGCACACACACACACACGCACACACACACGCACACACACGCACACACACGCACAUGCAUUGCACUGCCAUUUUAAAUCGUGGGUCCGAUUAGUUUCCAUGUAGCUUCACCAACCAACCAAACUGUAUUUUCUUUAAAGGAACAGGGAUGUUGUAAAGUAUUUUUGUACAAAUUUAAUACUUUGGUAGCAUGACGUUCCUGGUGUUUGUCCCGCGGGGCGCCGCCGCGCUCCUCCCCCUUUGUAAGGACGCCAUGAGCAACAAUAAAGAUGAAGACCUGCUGGGAGAACUCAUGUAUGUUUUUAAAUAAAUAUCUUCAUUUAAUGUGAA
Pseudoliparis swirei is the source of this 7171-nucleotide messenger RNA. It is a transcript of the gene grip1, whose product is annotated as glutamate receptor interacting protein 1. Gene Ontology annotation, biological process: neurotransmitter receptor transport, endosome to postsynaptic membrane. Gene Ontology annotation, molecular function: nuclear glucocorticoid receptor binding. The transcript has 27 exons. Bases 173 to 3640 code for a protein of 1155 amino acids. NCBI's taxonomy places the organism in Eukaryota, Metazoa, Chordata, Actinopteri, Perciformes, Liparidae. The record is from RefSeq and is a predicted model, not a curated record.